Messenger RNA from Nelumbo nucifera (sacred lotus), 2193 nucleotides. Its product is annotated as CDT1-like protein a, chloroplastic. Gene Ontology annotation, molecular function: DNA polymerase binding; DNA binding. The record is from RefSeq and is a predicted model, not a curated record. Gene Ontology annotation, cellular component: nucleus. NCBI's taxonomy places the organism in Eukaryota, Viridiplantae, Streptophyta, Magnoliopsida, Proteales, Nelumbonaceae. Gene Ontology annotation, biological process: mitotic cell cycle; DNA replication preinitiation complex assembly; regulation of DNA-templated DNA replication initiation.
AUUUCCUUCUCUCCGUCCAUCCAGCCAUGGAGUCCUCCGGUAUCUCUACUUCUGAGACGACAAAAAAAGUUUCUGGGGCAAAACCCUCAUCUUCGCCUUUCGGUCCCUUCAGGUCGAAGAAGAUAAUCAAGUCGAUUUCGGAAUCGGCUUCGUCGGAUGAAGCUCAAGCAGCAGAUCCGCAUCAAUGGAGCUUAAAGACACCGGAGAAGCCGACGCAGCUCCCUCGCCGGAUCAGAAAUCAAGGUUUUGCUCUUUCGGUAAAGGAAGUAAAGAAGAUAGCUCAGGGGCUCCGGAAGAAGACGAAUACAGAUGCACCAUCUGAUCAACUCAAUCGGAACCGGAUUGGGACAAGCACAAGUCUCUCGUCUGAAUAUGGAUCGAGCGACAGUGCGGUCGGUAAAUCUUCCAAGACCGAAGCAUCGACUAAACUUCCUGAAAAGUAUGAGAUGUUGGCCGAGUUUUUUGACAGUAUGGAGAGUUCAAUCCGGCUGCUUCGCUUGAAAGGAUCACUGUCGACGUUUACAAACAUUUCACCAAAAAUUGAGGCCCUAACAGACCGGAGGUUUUCCUAUGGCCAUUUAGCUCAAUUGAAGUACAUUUUACCUGGAGCUAUUAUAACAAAGAAGGUUCUAAUGCACGAUGAGGGAACACUGUGCAUGAAGCCAGAACUUCAAGUUACUCUUCAAACAGAUGCCUUUGAAAAUGAUGGGAAGCGUAAGGUCGGAAGUGGGCAUCUGAACUUGAGGAAGGUUUUCCGUGAAAGGCUUUUAGAUUUCUUCAAAGCCCAUCCGGAGGGAGAUGACAUUCCAGAGGAAGUGUUGCCGGAGCCAUUCAAUCAAAAGAAACAGAACAUACUUCAAAGUGCUAUCAAGACCUGCAACCCCACAUCAUCUAAUGUUCUUCAAGAACAUCUCCCAGAAAGAGCGGCUCACCUUUCUCAGUCUUUCCAGAGGCGCUUUUCACAGAAAGUUCCCAUGUCUAAAACAGAGCAUAAUCACCUACAACAACAUAUCGCUCCUCCUGAACCUUCAGAUUUACCAGUCUUAAACCCAUGCCUCAAAGAAAGUUCUUCCACUGAGGAGCCUCGAACUUCUGCUGCUCUGUCACCUUUUAAGUAUUCUUCAAAACCACUGACCAGUGAAAGAUUAUCAACAUUUUGUGCUUCUCCAUCUAAAUCAAACCCCUCCAGCAAUAUUGCAGAAGUGGGCAAAAAGACAGAACUUGUGAGGAAUGAAGACUGUUCUUUGACAGAAACUGUUGGUACCCAAGGGACUCCUACAAAACUUGAUUCAACUCCAGCCAAGCUGAUCGUCACACCCACAUUGCAGACACCAAAAAGAUGUCGAAUGAGCCCUGGUGAUGAUUUGGCUAACUCAUUGAACAAGUUGGUCAGGCGUCCAAAGCGAAGUAGAUCUUUGAAAUUUGAUACUCCCGUAAAGAAAGCAAAGACCGAGGAAGAGACAAAUGAGACAAGGGGGUCAUCUAUUGAUAAGGAUAUUAUAGAAAUUCUUCCAAAGGCACUUCUGCAAUCGAUACGAGAUAAAGAAAGAAAAGCAAAGGAGGAGAGGGAUGCAGGAACCUGUCGAGCAAAAAGGCGGCAACAAAUGAUUGCAUGCCUACCCAAGCUGUUUGACAUGAUCCACCUAAUAUUUCAGUCAGCUAAGCGUUCUGUUAUGACAAAGGAGGAGCUUAUGCACAAGAUAAUUGCCAGUCAUUGUGAUAUAACUGAUAAAAGAGAAGUUCAAGAGCAGCUGAGCUUGAUGGAAGAACUAGUUCCAGAUUGGAUUUCAGGGAAGGUGUCAUCUAGUGGAGAUUAUAUAUUCUGUGUGAAUAAGAAUUCAAGUCCCCUGUCAAUACGCCUUAGACUUUCCGAAGCUGAGUGAGAAUGAGCACUGAACACUGAUUGAAAUUCAGUAGUUGUUCUCAAGAGACAGGGCUGGUGAUAUUUGGUGGCAGAAUUCAGAUGUCCAAAGUAGCGGAAGACAAAGUGAUCUACAUUGACCAAAUAUCCAAUUUAAUUUAACUACCACUGAUCUCACCCCUCUAUGUGGGUCUAUUUGUAAAUAAUUGUCUUGCUUCUUUUCCAUUGAUGUACAGAAAACCUGUGAGAGUGAUGCUUGCUCUUAACUAUGUAUUCAGUUUGGUUCAUUGUAAAUGCCAAAUUUACCCACUAGGCCACUAAUAUUCUAUUCA